Molecule: messenger RNA, 399 nt
Organism: Aspergillus brunneoviolaceus CBS 621.78
Lineage: Eukaryota; Fungi; Ascomycota; Eurotiomycetes; Eurotiales; Aspergillaceae
Exons: 1
Coding region: 1-399 (132 amino acids)
Source: RefSeq, a predicted model, not a curated record
AUGCCCCGCACCAACACCUACGGCCGCAACACAGGAACCCCUUUCUCCGUCUAUCCAGACCACGACGCCGCGAUUGUGAAAAGUCUGAAAUCCUGGGAGGGCCGCGCGAGCGGCGACUCAGCGGGAUUAUGGGUGGUCAAGGGUUUGCGGGUCACCUGGUUCAACGACGAGCGCAAACAGCGCUACAACCACCCACAGGACGGGGACCAGCUCAAGAUCCUGACAUUCGCGACCGACGAAAUGAUGACGGAAUGUAUUAUCCGGGCAGUGUGGCGCGUGGCUGGAAUUGAGAUCGUCACCAGCCGGGGCCAGCACUUGGUGGCGGGCGGGGAGGGAGGCACGCCUUACAGGAACGUGGCGAGAGGGUCGCUGGUAGGCUUUAUGGGGAGUGCGGGGUAG